AUGCUUGCGUACGACACUUCCGUCAAACACUUGCCUACGACACUUGCGUUUGACGCUGUGCGCCCACACACUGCUUCGCGGCUCGCGCCACCGCUAAGUCCGACUGCGCCCGCGGCUGUCCCCGACGCCUGCGCCCUGAGCUACCCCUGGCACCAAUCGGCGUUCAUCCAAACGCACACGUAA
Theileria orientalis strain Shintoku is the source of this 183-nucleotide messenger RNA. RefSeq lists its product as hypothetical. The record is from RefSeq and is a predicted model, not a curated record. The transcript has a single exon. NCBI's taxonomy places the organism in Eukaryota, Apicomplexa, Aconoidasida, Piroplasmida, Theileriidae. The coding region runs from base 1 to 183 and encodes 60 amino acids.